AAGCUCCUUCCAUUUCCCUUCAUCUUGCAAGAAAUAAAAUAGAAGAAAUCCCAACAAAAUUAUGGAAGCUUGUUUUGUAACCUCCAAACCCAAUUCUUUCCCAAUUCAUACAAGAAAAUCCCCAACUUCAUCAUCUCUCAAAAUAUCAUGUUGUCAAUUUAAGUCACCAUCUUCAGGACAAGAGGAUGAUGAUUGGAGAUCAUUUAGAGCAAAAUUGAUUGCCACUCAGAAACUAUCAAUGCCUCAGAUUUCAUCUACCUUUGUGGAUCUUGACACGGUGGUGGAUCACCCACGGUCCAUCUGUAUAGGUGAGAAAUGGGCCCAUGUCAUUCAUGGGCCUGAAAAGGGAUGUCUUCUAAUAGCCACAGAGAAGCUAGAUGGAGUGCACAUAUUCGAACGAACAGUUAUCCUUUUGUUAUCAAAUGAGCCAUUAGGCCCCUCAGGGAUUAUACUAAACAGGCCUUCAUUGAUGUCGAUUAAGGAAACAAGGUCGACGGCGUUGGACGUGGCCGGGACAUUCUCGGAGCAGGCAUUGUACUUUGGUGGGCCUUUAGAAGAGGGGCUGUUUCUAGUGAGCCCAAAGAGGAAUGGGGAAGAUGGGGUUGGAAAGAGUGGGGUUUUUGAGGAAGUAAUGAAAGGGAUGUAUUAUGGGACUAAAGAGAGUGUUGGAUGUGCAGCUGAAAUGGUGAAGAGGAAUAUUGUUGGGCCUGAAGAUUUUAGAUUCUUUGAUGGCUAUUGUGGGUGGGAUAAGGACCAAUUGAAGGAUGAAAUUAAAGCUGGUUUUUGGACUGUGGCAGCUUGUAGUCCAAAUUUAAUUCAAAUGGAUGUGGGAAAUGUUAGCCUUUGGGAGGACCUACUUGGCCUUUUGGGCCUUAAAAAGGUUUGGUAAAGUUAUGAUACCAAUCUCAUGGAGCUACAAACUCAACAAGUUUUGAGUAAUUGCAGUUUCACCCCUUUUUCCUUUCUUUUGGGAUAAUUUCUAACAUUUUCCACAGAGGGACUCAUGUGUAAAUUUGAAAAAGCUAUUUGUCAUUUUAAUCAAGUGCAAUUUAUGAAGUCUUAACAUCUAUCCAAUUUCAUGUAAUUUAGUUGCAUUAGUCAUUCUUAUUGAAAAUACAACAUCACUUUCCUCAAAAUAAUAAUAAUAAUAAUAAUAAAGUAGUAGUCCAAUCACAUAUGGUAAUGUGAUUUGGUAUUUUGUGGA
Messenger RNA from Benincasa hispida (wax gourd), 1204 nucleotides. Its product is annotated as PPR containing protein (DUF179). The record is from RefSeq and is a predicted model, not a curated record. Lineage: Eukaryota; Viridiplantae; Streptophyta; Magnoliopsida; Cucurbitales; Cucurbitaceae.